Messenger RNA from Micromonas pusilla CCMP1545, 531 nucleotides. RefSeq lists its product as uncharacterized. NCBI's taxonomy places the organism in Eukaryota, Viridiplantae, Chlorophyta, Mamiellophyceae, Mamiellales, Mamiellaceae. The record is from RefSeq and is a predicted model, not a curated record. The transcript has a single exon. The coding region runs from base 1 to 531 and encodes 176 amino acids.
AUGGCGUCGUCGUUCGCGCACCGAGCGUGCGGCGUGGCGACCGCGUCCGCGGCGCCGCUCGGCGUCGCGCUCGUCGCGCUCGAGAGCCUCGCCGCCUCCCGGGAGAUUUACGCCGAGGUGGUCUCGACGUUCCCGUUCGCCGGGUUCGCCGCGAGCGCCGUCGCGCGCGCGCCGUCGCGCGCCCACUCGCCGCCGCCGUUAGCGUCGUCCGCGUCGUCCGCGUCGUCGACGCUCGAGUCGAUCGUCGCGAGCGUCCUCCGCGCGACGCUCCCGUCGACGGCGUGCGACGCGGUCGACGCCGACGCCGACGCCGACGCCGACGCCGACGCCGCGACGACGACGCGCGCGCUCGAGCCGCCGAAGAUCGUCGGGCGACUCGUGCUCGACGCGGUCACCGGGAAGACGUACGACGUGGAGAUCAAGACGUUCGCGUCCGUGUUCUCCCCGCUCGCGCUGCUCGCGCGCGUCGGGCUGAACGCCUUCAGGCGCGUUCUAUACACUGGUUCCCAUACGACCGCGUCGGCGUGGUGA